UAUAUAGGUUAGAAAAUAUAUUAAAUACUUUUAAAUACUUUUUAAAUACCUUUAAAUUUACGAAUAUUACAUAUUUUUUAAAUAAAUUUUUAUUAGAAAUAUGUUCAAAUAUUCAUUAAAAAAAUUACUAAAAUAAUUAUAGUAAAAUAUGAAACCACGUAAAUCAUUUUAUCUUGAAUUUUAUCUAUUCGAUUUCAGAUAAUAGUAAUAAAAUUCUCAAAUACGAUAUACGUUAUUGUGAUAUUUCCCUAAUAACUAAUAAUCAUAUUAAUUUAUUUUCAUAUAACGAUUUUUACCAAUAAAACAUAAUGUUAUAAAAUUUUUUAAAUUGUAAUAAUAAUAUGACGUGGAAUCCUUUAAGGAAAAAUCAUUUAAUACAAAGACCUACACCUGCACCGCUUCUAUUAUCUCAUUCAGAAGACAGAGAAUUAGAUAUCGCAGUUCAAAAACUCAUUUGUAUCGAAGAUACAAUUAGAAAAUUAACAAAAGAAAUGAAAAAAUAUAUAGAAGCUGUAAUAAAUUUAGAUCGAGCGGAUCAAAGAUUAACAUUAAACUUAACAACUUGUGGUUUAGCACAUCUUAAUGAUGAAUUUAGAAAAGUUGUGGAAAAUUAUCAUUCUGUUACAACACAGAUUGGGAAAACCGUGCAAGAUAUGGCAAUUCUAUGUCAAAAAACUUUUAUAGAACCUUUAAAAAAAUUACGAGAUGAAUUCAUUUUAAUAGCUGCAGCUAUAACUAAACGUGAAGAAUUGGUAACUACUUGGAAAUAUUCUUAUAAUCGUGUCAAAAAAUUACAAGAGAAAAAAGAUAGAACUGCUAAUCAUAUCGCGAAAUUAGAAAGAGAACGUAGAGCUGAAGAAACAGCUGCUAAGGAAUUAAAAGCUGUACAUGCUCAAUUACUUGUAGAAUUACCUAUGUUUUUAGACAAAAGAUUAGAAUACAUCAAACCUAGCAUACAUGCUCUAAUCAUGAUACAAUUAGAUUACUAUGGAAGCACAACACACUUAUUCACACAUUUAAUGCCAAUACCAAAUGCUUCAGAAUCACCAUCUAGCGCUAUGAUACCUGAAAAUGAAUACCAACAAGCUAUGGCCAGCCAAAUAACUAGAAUAAGAGGUCUUACAAUUGUUAAAGACCAUUAAAAAUUAUAAGAAUUUUUCAAAUGAGUAUUUUACAAAAAUUACAAGAAUUUAAAUGUUAAAGGAAUCGAAUUCUAUAUUAUAUGUAUAUAUAUAUAUAUGUAUGUAUACAUAUAUAUAUAUAUAUAUAGGUACGAAUGUAUCAUUUGUAUUUAUUAUAUGGCAGUAUUUACAAUUUAAAUUAAAAUAUAAUUAUAUAAAAAUAUAAUUAAAUUUAUGAUGGAAUCAUUCCUUGAUUUCGUUUAUACUGAGCACCAGAACGACGAUUAUGAUUAGCAUAUUUUGCUUUUCUAACAUUUUUCUGCUGCCUGUUAUAUAAAACGUCUUUCUUUUGUCCAUGACCUUUAGGAUUACCUACAUAUAAAUAAAAGAUAUUAUUUUAAUAUUAUUAAUAAAUAUAAAUGAUUAUUUUAAUUUUAUUAAAUUAUAAACAAAUUAUACCAAUCACAUUUGGUGCAAUUCUACUAUCUCGCAUUUGUCUUCGUUGCUCUGCUUUAGCACGUAAUUCUUCUGGAUUUUGUACAAAGUCUUUCCCAUUUUGAUUAUUCCUUACAUCAUCGUCAUCAUCAUCAUCAUCAUCAUCUGAUAUUAAUUCGCUUACAGUUUCAACUUUUUGUCUGUCCCGAAGAAUCUAAAAUUAUUAUUUAUUUAUUGUUAUUAAUUUUUAUGUAAUUAAUUUAUAUAUAUAUAUUUAUAUAUAUAUUAUAUAUAUAAUUUAUAUAGUAUAUUAAUAUUAUUAGAAUAUAUAUGUAUAAAAUUAUAUAAAUACAAACUCUUGGUAUAGUAAAAGGCCUGUCUAUUUCAGUAGUAUCAUCUUGAGUAUUUCCGCGUACAUCACGAUUGUCAUAUGUAUCAUCAUACUCGUCAUCAUAAACAUCUGUGACAAGAUCAUAACUGUAAGAAAUUUCGUUUUAAUUAUAUUAAAUUCUUUAAAGUAAUAUAAUUUUAUAAAUGUUAUCGAAUAUAAUUAUGUUAUUUAUAAAUAAAUAUUUUUUUAUGGAUUAUAUAAAAUUCAUAAUAAUUAUCUUUGAUCCUUACUUUUUGAUUAUAUAAUCUUUAGAUAUAUUUAUAAUUUCUUGAGUUUUAAUAUCAUUAUUAUCAAAUUUAAUAUCAUUAUUAUCAUUACUAUCAUUAUUAUAAUUAUCAAACAUGUUCAAUGUUUCAAAAUUACAAUCUAAAUUUUGAUUAUUUAAAGUUUCCUAAAAGAAUAAGAUCAUGUAUUAUAUACAUUACUUAAUAUAUUAAUUUUUUUUUAUUUUUAUAAUCUAAUAAUAAAAUACUCUUACUGUGCAAGUUGGUGAAGCAGACAUUUGUGAAUGUCCUAAGUCUUUUAACUCUUUUAAUUCUGUGGGUAAAGAUUGUUCUAAAAUUGCAUUUAUUAAUUCUUCUGUAUUAUAAUUAUAAUACUUCAAACUUAUCUAUAAAAUCAAUCUCAUUAGAUAUAUUUUCAUAAUAAUUUUUUUAUAAUAAGACAAUUACCUCAAUGAAAUAUUCAUCUAAAUCAUGUAAUAUAUCUUUAACCUCACUAACAAGAGAAGCUAAUUCAACUAAAUUUUUUGUUAUAGGUUUUUGUUUCUUAUUUGAAGAAUUUAUAUUUUCAGAUAUGGCCAUUUGAUUUGAUAUACCACUAGGUCCAGCUACAGCUUCCUAUAAAAAAAAAAUAUUUUGUAAAAAUAUUAAUUAAAAUAUUUUAUAAAAAUUAUUAUAUAUUAUAUACUUACAUUUAUAUCAGAAAAAACAUUUAAUAAAUCAUUGGAUUUACCAGUAA
Apis cerana (Asiatic honeybee) is the source of this 2907-nucleotide messenger RNA. RefSeq names its product bridging integrator 3. Gene Ontology annotation, molecular function: protein binding; lipid binding. Lineage: Eukaryota; Metazoa; Arthropoda; Insecta; Hymenoptera; Apidae. Gene Ontology annotation, biological process: plasma membrane tubulation; actin cortical patch localization; endocytosis. The record is from RefSeq and is a predicted model, not a curated record. Gene Ontology annotation, cellular component: cytoplasm; actin cytoskeleton.